CGGAGGGAGGCGGGAGGUGGGGGUGCGCUCCCGGGGGCGGCGGUUGCCCGGAUGGGCCGUUAGUCGGAGCCCAGCCGCGGAGUGAGCGAGGGAGACGGGAGGAGCCGAACCCGGCGCCAUCCGCCGCCAUCCGCCCCCGCCCCACUGCCAUCCUAUCCCGGGGACACCCUAAGCCCGGGUCCCGGGCCCCCGCGCACCCGGCUAGGCUCCGGCACGUUUUGGGGGAGGUGCCUGCAGGACCCAACGUACUCAAUGAGCUUCCAGCGCAAUGUCCGAUCGCUUGGGGCCGACUGCCAAGGGGAAGGAUGGAAAGAAGUAUUCCUCGCUCAACCUGUUUGAUACAUAUAAGGGCAAGUCCUUAGAGAUCCAGAAACCCACUGUUGCCCCUCGCCAUGGCCUGCAGAGUCUCGGGAAAGUUGCUAUUGCCCGGCGUAUGCCACCCCCUGCCAAUCUUCCAAGCCUGAAAGCUGAGAACAAAGGCAAUGACCCAAACGUCUCACUAGUGCCGAAAGACGGAACAGGAUGGGCAAGCAAACAGGAGCAGUCCGACCCCAAGAGUUCCGAUGCCUCAACCGCUCAGCCGCCGGAAUCGCAGCCACUGCCGGCUUCACAGACGCCUGCCUCCAGCCAACAGAAACGACCCCCAACAGCCCCCGAGAACACUCCUUCGGUUCCAAGCGGGGUAAAGUCCUGGGCGCAAGCCAGCGUCACCCAUGGAGCACAUGGAGAUGGUGGAAGGGCAUCAAACCUACUGUCGCGAUUCUCUCGAGAGGAAUUUCCGACCCUGCAGGCGGCUGGCGACCAGGACAAGGCUGCCAAGGAAAGGGAGUCUGCCGAACAGUCGUCUGGGCCCGGACCAAACCUCCGCCCCCAAAAUUCUACAACUUGGAGGGACGGAGGUGGACGUGGUCCUGAUGAGCUGGAGGGCCCGGACUCCAAACUUCAUCAUGGCCAUGAUCCCCGGGGGGGCCUGCAACCUUCAGGCCCACCCCAGUUCCCUCCCUACCGCGGAAUGAUGCCGCCCUUUAUGUACCCUCCCUAUCUCCCAUUUCCUCCGCCCUAUGGACCCCAGGGGCCUUAUCGAUACCCCACUCCUGAUGGACCUAGUCGUUUCCCACGUGUGGCAGGCCCUCGUGGCUCAGGGCCACCUAUGCGCCUUGUAGAGCCUGUGGGUCGGCCUUCCAUUCUGAAAGAAGAUAACCUUAAAGAGUUUGACCAAUUGGAUCAGGAGAAUGAUGAUGGUUGGGCAGGGGCGCAUGAGGAGGUUGACUACACUGAAAAGCUUAAGUUCAGUGAUGAGGAAGAUGGACGAGACUCCGAUGAAGAGGGAACGGAGGGCCACAAGGAAUCCCAGUCAUCUGCUGUUGAGGAACGACCUCCAGAAGCUGAUAGCAAGAAGGGCAAUUCUCCUGGCAAUGAACCGCCCCCUCCCAAGACUGCCUGGGCAGAGACCCCUCGGCCUUCAGAGACAGAACAGGGACCUCCUGCCCCAAAACCUCCCCCGCCCCCACAUCGGGGCCCCACCGGGAACUGGGGCCCCCCCGGGGACUACCCAGAUCGUGGAGGCCCUCCCUGUAAGCCCCCAGCACCAGAGGAUGAGGAUGAAGCAUGGCGCCAGCGUCGAAAACAGUCUUCAUCCGAGAUCUCCCUAGCCGUGGAGCGGGCGAGACGACGGCGAGAAGAGGAGGAGCGGCGUAUGCAGGAAGAGCGACGGGCAGCCUGUGCUGAGAAGCUCAAGAGACUUGAUGAGAAGUUUGGGGCACCUGACAAGCGCCUCAAAGCAGAGCCAGCACCCCCACCUGCCCCCACUGCUCCUGCUCAGCCACCUACAGUCCCUAAAGAACUUCCAGCAGCCCCUCCAUCUGCACCAGCUCCAGUGCCAGAGAAAGAGCCAGAGGAGCCAACACAGGCCCCUCCUGCCCGGUCCACUCCCACUCCAGGUGUGGCUCCAGCUCCCACCCUAGUGAGUGGUGGUGGCAGUGCCAGUAGCACCAGCAGUGGCAGCUUUGAAGCCAGUCCAGUGGAACCCCAGCUGCUCUCAAAAGAGGGCCCUGAACCACCAGAAGAGGUUCCUUCUCCUUCCACACCUCCAGCUCCAAAGGUGGAAUCCAAGGGUGAUGUGGUUGGUCCAUCCCGGCAGCCCCCCAGCCAGGGCUUGGGCUAUCCCAAAUAUCAGAAGUCAUUGCCUCCUCGUUUCCAGCGGCAGCAGCAGGAACAGCUCCUAAAGCAGCAGCAACAGCAACAGUGGCAGCAGCAUCAACAAGGCUCAGUUCCACCUACUCCAGUGCCCCCAUCACCACCACAGCCUGUGACCAUGGGGGCUGUGCCAGCACCACAGGCCCCACCACCACCCCCCAAGGCCUUAUACCCAGGUGCUCUAGGCCGGCCCCCACCCAUGCCUCCAAUGAACUUUGAUCCUCGAUGGAUGAUGAUUCCUCCUUAUGUAGAUCCUCGGCUUCUGCAGGGACGACCCCCUCUGGAUUUCUACUCUCCCAGUGUGCAUCCCUCUGGCUUGGUUCCCCGGGAGCGUUCAGACAGUGGGGGCUCAAGUUCAGAGCCAUUUGAGCGUCAUGCACCUCCACUCCUACGGGAUCGGGGUACUCCACCAGUGGAUCCAAAGUUGGCCUGGGUAGGAGAUGUCUUCACCACCACAACUGCUGAACCCCGUCCGAUUACUUCCCCUCUGCGUCAGGCUGUCGAUGAGGAUGAUAAGGGAAUAAGGAGCGAGACCCCUCCUGUGCCUCCCCCACCACCCUAUCUGGCCAGUUACCCAGGCUUUCCUGAGAACGGAGCCCCUGGACCUCCAGUUGCUCGAUUCCCUCUGGAGGAGCCAGCACAGCCAGGGGGCCGUCCACUUCCCUGGCCUCCAGGCAAUGAUGAAGUGGCCAAGAUACAAACUCCACCACCAAAGAAGGAAACACCCAAGGAAGAAACUCCACAACUGACAGGGCCUGAAACAGGCCGAAAGCCCACUCGUGGAGUUGGUGGCCAAGGCCCCCCACCACCUCGUAGAGAGAGUCGCACUGAAACCCGCUGGGGCCCUCGUCCUGGCAGUAGUCGUCGUGGCAUACCUCCAGAGGAGCCUGGGGCUCCUCUCCGCCGGGCUGGACCUAUAAAGAAACCCCCACCACCUACUAAAGUUGAGGAGCUGCCUCCCAAGCCCCUUGAACAGAGUGAUGAAACGCCCAAGGUCCCAAAGCCAGACCCACUCAAGACAGUGAAGGGGAAGAUAGGAGGGCCCAAAGAGACCCCACCCAGCGGAAAUCUUUCUCCUGCUCCAAGACUUAGGAGAGACUAUUCCUAUGAGAGAGUGGGUCCUACCUCUUGCCGGGGUCGGGGCCGAGGGGAGUAUUUUGCCAGAGGAAGGGGUUUUCGGGGAACAUAUGGGGGUCGGGGUCGGGGAACCAGAAGCAGAGAGUUCCGUAGUUACAGAGAGUUCCGAGGAGAUGAUGGCCGUGGAGGUGGGGCAGGAGGCCCAAAUCAUCCUCCUCGAGGCCGCACAGCCAGUGAGACACGAAGUGAGGGUUCGGAGUAUGAAGAAAUCCCCAAGCGUCGCCGCCAGCGAGGCUCAGAAACAGGCAGCGAGACCCAUGAGAGUGAUCUGGCCCCCUCGGACAAGGAGGCCCCACCACCUAAGGAAGGCAUGCUCACCCAGGUUCCUCUUGCUCCCCCACUAUCAGGAGCCCCCCCUUCACCAGCCCCAGCUCGAUUUUCCACCGCCCGAGGUGGACGAGUUUUCACUCCCAGAGGGGUGCCAUCACGCAGGGGCCGAGGGGGAGGACGUCCACCUCCACCCAUUUGCCCAGGUUGGAGCCCUCCAACCAAACCCCUGGCUCCCAAGAAGCCGCCUACAGGUCCUUUGCCAACAAGCAAGGAACCUUUGAAAGAGAAACCAAUCCCAGGCCCUCUGUCCCCCAUGGCCCGGGUAGGUAACAAUGGAGGCAGCAAUAUGGGCAUGAGUGUAGAAGACGGGGAGCGACCCCGAAGGAGACGGCAUGGGAGGGCUCAGCAGCAGGACAAACCACCUCGUUUCCGGAGACUGAAACAGGAACGGGAGAAUGCUGCCAGAGGGGCAGAGGUUAAGCCCUCUCCCCUACCCCUUCCAGCCUCUGCUCCUCUCUCAGAGGAAGCUCUCACCACAGUAGCAGUGCUUCCACCUCCUCGCAGGGCAGCUGCCAAGUCUCCUGAUCUUUCAAACCAGAACUCAGACCAAGCGAAUGAGGAAUGGGAGACUGCAUCAGAGAGCAGUGAUUUUGCCAGUGAGCGUCGGGGAGACAAGGAGGCUCCCCCACCAGCACUGCUAACACCCAAAGCUAUGGGAAGCGGGAGCAGUGGAACUGCACCAGGCAUUUCAACCUUGACUCGUGGAGAUUUAAGCCAGAGAGCCAAGGAUUUGAGCAAGCGGAGCUUCUCAAGUCAGCGACCAGGCAUGGAAAGGCAGAACCGGCGCCCAGGCCCAGGAGGCAAAGCUGGCGGUGGUGGUGGCAGUGGAGGAGGUGGGGGUCCUGGAGGGAGGAGUGGCCCUGGACGAGGGGACAAGAGAAGUUGGCCAUCUCCAAAAAACCGAAGCAGGCCUGCAGAGGAGCGUCCUCCAGGGCUUCCUCUACCACCUCCUCCCCCUAGCAGUUCUGCUGUCUUCCGCCUGGACCAGGUUAUCCACAGCAAUCCUGCUGGCAUCCAACAGGCUCUGGCCCAGCUCAGCAGCCGCCAAGGGAAUGCAACUGCACCAGGUGGUCACCCAAGAUCCAAGCCUGGGCCUCCUCAAGCCCCUCAAGGUCCCUCCCCUCGACCCUCAACCCGAUAUGAUACCCAGAGGGCCAACAACAACAUUAAUUCAGACCCACACUUCGAGGAGCCAGGGCCGAUGGUGAGAGGGGUGGGUGGGACUCCCCGGGACUCUGCCGGGGUUAAUCCCUUCCCCACCAAACGCCGGGAACGGCCUCCCAGAAAACCGGAGCUGCUACAGGAGGAAUCUUUGCCACCUCCUCAUAGCUCUGGAUUCUUGGGCCCCAAAACUGAGGGCCCAGAUCCUCAGGGGGAGUCCAGAGAUGCAGGAACAGAAACCCUGACCCCUCAUAUCUGGAAUCAUUUACAUACUGCCACAAGCCGAAAGAGUUACCAGCCUGGGUCCAUGGAGCCCUGGAUAGAGCCCCUGAGUCCUUUUGAGGAUGUGGCUGGCACAGAGAUGAGUCAGUCUGACAGUGGGGUGGACCUGAGCGGGGAUUCCCAGGUGUCAUCAGGUCCUUGCAGCCAACGAAGUUCCCCAGAUGGAGGACUCAAGGGGGCAGCAGAGGGACCUCCCAAGCGGUCUGGAGGCCCUUCAACCCUGAAUGCUGUUCCUGGUGAGGGUCCAACUGGCUCUGAAACCUCUGAACCUCCUAGGAGACGGUCACCUGCCACCCAUGAUGGGGACAGAAAGGAGCUACCCCUGGAACAACCUCUGCCCCCUGGCCCCAUUGGCACAGAACGAUUACAGCGAACAGAGAGAGGCCCAGAGCCUGGCUCCCUCCGGCCAACCCGUCGGCCUGGUCCCCCAGUCCAGUUUGGCACCAGUGACAAGGACUCGGACUUGCGCCUAGUGGUAGGAGACAGUUUAAAAGCAGAGAAGGAGCUAUCAACAUCAGUCACUGAGGCCAUUCCUAUAUCCCGAGACUGGGAACUGCUCCCUAAUGCUUCUGCCUCAGCUGAGCCACAAUCCAAGAAUAUGGGUUCUGGGCCCUGUGGCCCAGAGCCCAGCUCCUCAGGCCAGCGCUUGUAUCCUGAGGUUUUUUAUGAUAGCCCAGGGCCUCCCAGUUCUCAGGUCUCAGGGGGAACCAUGGACUCUCAGUUACACCCUAACAAUGGAGGCUUUCGCCCUGGGACACCCUCACUACACCCUUACAGAUCACAACCUCUGUACCUACCCCCGGGCCCAGCUGCCCCCUCAGCACUGCUAUCUGGGGUAGCAGUCAAAGGCCAGUUUCUGGAUUUCUCAGCCUUGCAAGCAACAGAGCUGGGGAAGUUGCAGGCUGGGGUUCUCUACCCUCCACCUUCCUUCCUCUACCCUCCAGCUUUUUGCCCUAGUCCUUUGCCUGAUCCGCCUCUGCUUCAGGUGCGCCAAGAUCUGCCAUCCCCUUCAGAUUUUUAUUCUUCUCCUCUGCAACCUAGUGGCCAAAGUGGCUUCCUACCCUCGGGGGCACCUGCCCAACAGAUGCUUUUACCCGUGGUGGACUCACAGCUGCCUGUGGUGAACUUUGGAUCCCUGCAGCCAGCACCUCCUCCUGCCCCACCCCCUCUUUCUCUGUUACCUGUGGGCCCUGCUCUACAGCCCCCUAGUCUGGCUGUGCGGCCCCCACCUGCUCCUGCUACUCGGGUGCUGCCUUCACCUGCCAGGCCCUUCCCUCCUAGCUUAGGGCGAGCAGAGCUUCACCCAGUGGAACUAAAGCCCUUCCAGGAUUAUCAAAAAUUGAGCAGCAAUCUUGGGGGACCGGGGUCAUCACGUGCUCCCCCAGCUGGCAGGUCCUUCUCUGGCCUCAAUUCCCGCCUCAAGGCCCCACCUUCCACUUACAGUGGCGUCUUCCGCACCCAGCGUGUUGAGCUCUACCAGCAGGCCUCCCCGCCUGAUGCCCUGCACUGGAUGCCGAAGCCUUGGGAGCGGACAGGGCCACCUUCUAGAGACAGGCCCUCCCGGCGGGCAGAGGAACCUGGGUCCCGAGGAGACAAGGAGCCUGGGUUACCCCCACCCCACUGAGGAAAUUCCCUUUGCCCCCCCAAUUCCUUCCCCCGGGGCAUGUAUAUAGAUUAUAAAUAUAUAAGGGGAAAAGGGGUGGGUGGGGAGGGGAUUGUGGGGCUAGGGCCUCACUUCCCCUCCUCCCCCUUCCCCUGGCCCCCUAUCCCUGGGGCCAUUUGUUAAAAAAGAAUAAUAAAAGGAUUAAAAAAAUGUUUGGGGGAUGGGUUAUUUAUAAUCACUUGUAUUAUACAUAGGGUAGUACUGUGUGAUGUGUACGAAUGGUUUCAGUUAAUUUUGUGACCUAUUGUAACAAAACUUGAACAGGUCUUUUUUUAAA
Erinaceus europaeus (western European hedgehog) is the source of this 7046-nucleotide messenger RNA. RefSeq names its product proline rich coiled-coil 2A (gene PRRC2A). The record is from RefSeq and is a predicted model, not a curated record. Gene Ontology annotation, biological process: cell differentiation. Bases 269 to 6730 code for a protein of 2153 amino acids. NCBI's taxonomy places the organism in Eukaryota, Metazoa, Chordata, Mammalia, Eulipotyphla, Erinaceidae. The transcript has 31 exons.